CUCCUCAAGCUAUUAUAUUGUUCACAAUCUCUCUCUCUCUCUCUCUAAAUUGAUUUUUUUUUUGGCAAAACUCUCUAUAAAUUGCUUGCCUAGUUCCACUCCUUCCCCUCAUCUCUUCAUCUUCAAUCUCCCAUUGCUUCAUCUCUCGCUCAAAUUUCUCUCUCUAACUUCUCUCUCUCUAGAUAUGGCAGAAUUCAAUGGUGGGGAGGGAUUCUGUGCAUCUCACGAUCAUGAGGCAAUGUCCACGGGAAAGAAGUACGGAGGGUUGGUGCCAAGGAAGAAGCCCUUGAUUUCAAAGGAUAACGAACGAGCCUUCUUUGAUUCAGCGGACUGGGCCCUAUCCAAGCAAGGGGCUCCUGGAGUACAUAAAAAAUCAAUGGCAAUGGUUGAGACUCUACGACCUAAAUUACAGAGGACCCAGCGCCAACAGCUUCCUCCUCGGCAGCCUGCUUGCACGUCUGGACAGGACAACCUUGUAAUGGAAGAUUGAGACCUAGUGCAUCAGUUUAGAAAAUAAUAAUUGAAAAUGAAAAUCAAGUGGGAGCCCUUUUUUUUUUUUAAUUUUAAUUUGUUUGGGCGCACUUGUCUUUUUCUUCCAUGCUUAGUUGAAUGGAAAUGUGUAAAUGAACCAUUUAUUAAGUAACAAUUAAUGAAUAUCUUGACGACA
Messenger RNA from Momordica charantia (bitter melon), 667 nucleotides. RefSeq lists its product as uncharacterized. The record is from RefSeq and is a predicted model, not a curated record. Lineage: Eukaryota; Viridiplantae; Streptophyta; Magnoliopsida; Cucurbitales; Cucurbitaceae.